Ostrinia nubilalis (European corn borer) is the source of this 2674-nucleotide messenger RNA. RefSeq names its product dynein axonemal assembly factor 5 (gene Dnaaf5). The transcript is spliced from 12 exons. Gene Ontology annotation, cellular component: cytoplasm. Gene Ontology annotation, molecular function: dynein intermediate chain binding. Lineage: Eukaryota; Metazoa; Arthropoda; Insecta; Lepidoptera; Crambidae. Bases 53 to 2674 code for a protein of 873 amino acids. Gene Ontology annotation, biological process: outer dynein arm assembly; cilium movement; inner dynein arm assembly. The record is from RefSeq and is a predicted model, not a curated record.
GUGGCCAAAGAAAAUUCAAUUGGUUGAGGAUUAUUGUUUCCUUUGAGCAAACAUGUCUGGAUCUAAACCUAGACUCCAAGAUUUCCCUAAAAUUGCGUUGGAGCAAUAUAUCACGGCUCUUCAAAGCGAGUCGAAAAUGGCCCGAAAACAAGCCUUAUUGAACGUCAACAAAGAAAUAUUUGAAGAGCCAGCGAACCAAGAUUGUGAUCUCACAGUUGUGUUCCCUGAAGUGUACUCUUACGUGCUGAAAAGCUUCUCUGAUGUAUCGGAGGCGUGUCGUGAGGCUUCUGCAUUGAUCAUUUCCAAUUUCAUUGAUCGCUUGCCGCUCAAUGACUACUAUUUGACUUAUAUUUUGCCUGUGAUUGUCCGGCGCAUUGGCUGCCCUGAAAUAGUGGAGGAAUCAGAAGAACUACGCUUAGUUCUCAUUCAAUUAGUACGCAAAAUUGUAGAGAAAUACAAAGUUACUCAUUUGUUAAGUCCAUUUAUUAACGAUUUCACCAGUAUUUUGACCAAGACCAGUGCAGAUCCAUUCCCCAAGGUGAAGCUGGAGGCCUGUGAUUGUAUAAUCCUGUUGACGCAGGUCCUUCAAAGAGAUUUUCAUUUCCAAUGUGAAAGCUAUGUUAAGCCUGUGUUGUCAAAUUUUGCUCAUCAGCAUUUCAGGGUUAGGGUUGCAGCUAUUAAGGCUAUUGGAGCAAUAGUUUUAGCAGGAAACGGGAAGUGUUUUGAAUUGUCCAUUACUCCAAUGGCAGAGAAGCUGUUUGAUGAGAACUCACAGGUCCGCCUUCAGGUUACCCUGGAGGUCGGCAACUGGAUGCUGAAUUACAGAGACAGAUAUUCCUUCUGGCAUCGUAUGAUACCACUCUUGCUUACAAGUCUCAGUGACGUCAUAGCAGACAUAAGAGAGACAGCCACGAAGCUCUGGACGGACAUCGGACUGCAGUACAUGGAAGAGAAUGAAGAGGACUUGAAAAAGAAAGCAGACUUCCUGAAAGACGUCCCGACGCACUACCCCGACGUGAAGCGCCCGAAUAUGGGAUGCAGGGUCCUGGUGCAGACCAAUAUAGGGAAGAUCGUACCUGCUAUUUGGCGAGAGAUGGACGGCUGGCAAUCUGACGCCAGGCUGCGGGUCUCGCAGCUCUUAUGCUGGCUCAUCCUGUGCGCCGAGGAGGGCUCCACGCAGCACGCCAACACCAUCGUCAGGACUCUGCACCGCGGCGCUAGCGAUGACGAUCCCAGGAUCACCUUGGAGAUCAAACGAGCAUCCGAGUUGUUCGGCUACUUCAUAACGCCCGAGACCUGGUGGCCGUUGCUAGAAGCAGAGGUAGACUCGUGGGGCGCGCUGUUCGUCAUCGCCAACAUCAUAAGGGGCUCGCAAGCUGAGCAUAUCAAAGGGAAAGUCAUGAAGGAGCUCUGUAAGGAACUGGUGGACCCUGAUAGGUGCAGGGUUAGAAAGCCCAAGUACCAAACGAACCUCCUCCGCGUGGCGGAAGCUCUCAUGGACUUAUGCAAGGAGGAGUGCCUGCCGGUCGCCGAGGACCUCUUCGUCAUCAGCUUCACCGUCUACGCGAUGCCUGUGGACGACCAGAUACAGAUCAUGGCUUUGUCUAACCUCGACAAGCUACGCGCCAUAGAGAAGUGCGGGCUGUCUCUCACGGGAUUGUACUCGCUUCACGUGCGCCGCGUGCUCGCUGCCAUUACUAGUGACGCGCUGACCUGGAGUCUUCUCACGCCGGAUCGAUGUCUGCUGGAGUGCGUACUCAUGCAUGCCGGAUCUGCCAUGGGCGAUCAGCUGCAUCUCAUCGCGCCUCUCCUCAAAGAGUGCCUGGCGACCCCCAAAGUGGACCCAGAGGUGAAGCUGAAGAUUUUCACAGUGCUGUCCACUGUACUCCUGAAAAGGCAGGCCAACUUCUGCAAGUGCGAGACUGAUAAGCUGGAGGCUUUCCUCAAGAUUGUUAUAGAAGAGGUGAUAAUGCCGAACCUGGUGUGGUCUGCGGGACGCACCGCCGAGGCUAUCCGCAGCGCCGCCGUGGCUUGCCUCUGCUCUGCCUUGCAAGAUGCCCCGCAGGACGACUGCAAGCUUGUACGAGACAAAGGGGGCGACGGGGAUAACAAUGAGAAGGUGUUACAUUUUUUUUUAUUAUUCCAGGAAGUGAAUCUGUUCCCGACUAAAGAAUCUUUGGAGCCAUUUAUGGAGAAAAUAGUUCCUUUGCUAGUGGGGCUGGCGGACGACAACUCUACGCUGACCAGACAGCACACGCUUAGGGCGAUCUGCUACCUGGCCACUUUAGCCAAGCAGCGCGGCUGUUUCACCGUGGAGAUUCUGCACAAGCUGUACUUUGUGGUGCUCAAACGCCUUGACGACAGCAGCGAUAAGGUCCGCUCGUACGCCGUCCAGACGCUAUGCACUCUCUUCAAGAGCCGACCGGAGUAUAACAACGUGACCUACGGCGCCCAUAUCGACGCUCUCUACAGCGCUAUGUUGAUUCACUUGGAUGACACGGACGAAGGAUUCAGAAAGGAGAUGUUGGAUGCACUUUUGUCACUCUGCGAUCUAGACCCCGAGAUGAUCUUGAAGAAGGUGAAAGCGAAUAUUCACCUUUACAGGAAUAAAACUGCUUACGAACGUCUUUCUAGUCAAGCUGAGAAACUAGUAAUUAAUGUAAUGAAUUAUUGA